Molecule: messenger RNA, 2458 nt
Organism: Musca domestica (house fly)
Lineage: Eukaryota; Metazoa; Arthropoda; Insecta; Diptera; Muscidae
Product: zinc finger protein 567
Exons: 2
Coding region: 263-2212 (649 amino acids)
Biological process (GO): regulation of transcription by RNA polymerase II
Cellular component (GO): nucleus
Molecular function (GO): DNA-binding transcription factor activity, RNA polymerase II-specific; RNA polymerase II cis-regulatory region sequence-specific DNA binding
Source: RefSeq, a predicted model, not a curated record
AUUCCUUUUUGAUUUCGUAUUUGUUUCGUUGGGGACGUCUUUCAUUUUUGUUUCCCACACGCACUUCACAAGCAAAGCGAAUAGAGCUUCAGUGACAUACACGCAUUGGACAUUGGUUGGACCUUAUAUAUAUAUUGGAUAGUAAAUACGCUGAUUAUCUGAAAUAAUACAAAAUUAAAUAAUACUGUACAUAGAAUUGGUUUAUGAAGGAAUUUAAUCUAAUAAUAUAUCUGGGAACAGCACGAAAUACAAUACUCCCAUUAUGGAUGACGUUGUUAAAUUGGAGUACCUUGUGUGCGGGGAAAUACUGGCUCCAAUUUCCGUCAAUGCGAAGGAGCAAUUCUUCUUGAAAUGCCUGGAAUGCGAUGAAUAUUUUACGAUGUUGGAAGAGUUUAUAAUGCAUUAUCAGUACUGUCAUAAUGAUAAAUUUAAGAUGACAAUGCAUUCUCCCGACACGAGUAACGCCCAAUAUCAACGUGAAGUGGAUAUACAGUAUGCAGAUGAAUGCCAGGAAGAUCGUGACAUCCAUGAAGAAAAUGAUGUUGAAGAAGUCAAGGAUGAAAAUGAAGAAAAUUAUGAAGCUGAAUAUGCGUUGGUCAAUGAAAGUCAAGAUAAUAUCGACGAGGAUUUUGGGGAGGAAGAAGUUCACAACUUUAAAGACAGUGAGGGAGAGGAUGGAAGUGGUGAUGAUGAUAAUGAAAUUGGUGAUAAUGAAAUUGAUGAUAAUGAAGUUGAUGAAGAUGCUGAAAUUGAGAUGUAUGACGAGGAAAACGACAAAGCUGACGAUGACGACGAACUAUUGCAGGACGCCGACGAUAGCCAAGAGGAAUACGACGAUGAAGGAUCCCAAGAUUUUGAUAGGAUUGAAACAUCUAACAAUGAUGACGAACUAAUAGGCGUACAAAGUAAUUCGAAGUCGUUUAUUUGUGAAUUUCUCAAGUCUGAUAGUAAUUACAAAGCUUUCAUAGAAGCAUACCAAAAAGAACCACAACUGUGGAAUCUCAAAGAAUUUCCAAGCGCGUUGAGCGAUGCUGACCGAAAUGCAUGUCUAGAGAGAAUUGCGUUGGAAAUGAAGAAAUCACAACAUAUUGAACUAAAUUCACAUGAAGUUGAUCUUAUUAUACGCCAUAUACGAUCGACUUAUAUGGAAAAUUUAAAACGUUUCAAAAAUGCUGAGCAACGAGUGGCUGCUGCAAGAUGUAAUCGUGUUCCUUUGUGGUAUUUCAAUGCAUUAUACUUUUUGGAAUCCCUUCUGGGUGAUGGCCCCGAUGUCAAAUCUUCAAAUCGUAGGCAUCUAAAGCGGGAACAAAUUUUAAAAAUGAUCGCUAUAUACAAGAGAUUUCCUUAUUUGUGGAACACGAACUUGGCAGAAAAUGUAUGUUCCAAUAAGCGACAGGAAGCUAUUCAACAAAUGCAAGAGACGGUACGCAUUGAAAUGGGUUUGAUAAUAAAGGAAUGCUCGUUGAAAAAGUACUUAGAAACGAUUCAUGUUCAUUUUCGUAAUGAAAAAUUAGGUUUUAAAGAUCGACGAAGGAGACGUAAAACAAAAUCAAUAUAUUACAAACAUUUGAUGUUUCUAAACGGUCAUGUUGGACCAAUUGACUGUACAUUUUGUGGCGUAAAAUAUAAAAACCCUUUGUCUCUCAAAGUGCACAUUUACCAGAACCAUCAUCAAAAUGAUCCCCUUAAAUGUGCAAUUUGUGCUAAGAUAUAUGAAAAAAUUGAACCGUACAUUGCUCAUGUUAGGCGACAUAUGAGUGACUUACCAGAUGAAUGCAAGGAAUGUGGCAAACGAUUUAUUAGGGCUGCAGAUCUUAGAUUACACAUGCGUACCCAUACCGGUGUGAAACCGUAUUGCUGUGAAAUUUGUGGCGCUGCAUUUACUAUAUCUUCGGGACUUCUGUCGCACAUACGAAGACAUAAAAAUGAAUACACCCAUCAUUGUGAGAUCUGUUUGAAAGGAUUUACUACGAAACACUCACUGAAAGAACACAUGUCUGCUCACUCAAAUGAGCGCAAAUAUCGCUGUAGCAUAUGUGGUAAAGCUUUUAAAAAUAGAAAAACCCUCAAAAUCCAUGAAACUACACAUUCUAAGGGCCGUCAUCACCCUUGUCCCUUGUGUGGAAAAAUGUUCAAGAACGAUGUUGGAGUAAAACAACAUUUGAGAACACAUCGAACCAAUGAGACUUCAUCAACAUCUCCGUUUAUUUAACUAUAAUGAAUUGAAUUUAUACAUGUAUUAGUAUUGAUAUAAAACUGUAAUGCUUUUCCUGUAUCAUUAAAUCACUUUGAAGAAAGCAACAAAAAGUCAUAACGGAGGAUUUGAUUAAACUGUGAUUUAGAUCGUACAAAUAGCAAUAUUUUUCUGUCUAAUAUUUUCCUCAAAAAUUAAGUAGGAAAACUUGUAAACACGACCUUAAUAUCUGAGAAAAUAAUGUUACCGCUUUGCAUUCGUCAA